AUGAUCCUUCGGAGCAGCGCCGCCAAAACAGAAUAUACCUGCGAUCGCAGCCACCAAUGCCAGCCGAACGUGCCGCUGUCGAUGGACGAGGCGUCCUACCGUCUGGUCGCGUUCCUCGCCUCCGUGUUCAGCACGGUUACCGUAAUCACGUGUUUGGUAUGUGUACCCCUGAUGUACGAGUACGUGCAGAUGGUGCAGUCGGAGCUGGACCACGAGCUGAACUUCUGUCAGGUACGACGAGCAUGCGUUUUCAUCCUCAUUCGUACAGAAGCUCGUUGUCCUUGCGUGCAAGGCCCAUUAGGACCACCUGGCCCGCCAGGAAAAGAUGGUCAAAAUGGAGAAGAUGGGUUACCCGGAAGUCCAGGUACUCCAGGAAUCCCGCUUCAACUGCCACAGUGGUGGAACUGUACCGUAUGUCCACCAGCAAGUUCAGGCCCAACGGGAAUCCGCGGGCCCAAAGGGUCUACUGGACCACGCGGAGAGAGAGGACUGCCCGGAGAUGUUGUCUUGGGAGUACGGAAAGGAAAUCCGGGUGCACCAGGAGUUCAAGGGCCACCGGGAAGGGCAGGAAAUCCCGGCAUUCCUGGAACCCCAGGGAAACGGAUUUUCAUGGAAGGUCGCGUUGGUCGUCCCGGUGAUCGUGGGCCACCUGGACCGCCCGGCCCUAUGGGACCCGACGGAAUGCCCGGAAUGCCAGGACCAGAAGGUAACGAAGGCAUUCCAGGAGACGAAGGAAUGGCCGGAAUGCCUGGCAACGUAGGUGGUGUAGGUCCGCCCGGUCCGCAAGGGCCGCAAGGAAAACCAGGAUCUUGUAACCACUGCCCUCCUCCUAGAACUGCGCCCGGAUAUUAG
Molecule: messenger RNA, 852 nt
Organism: Soboliphyme baturini
Lineage: Eukaryota; Metazoa; Nematoda; Enoplea; Dioctophymatida; Soboliphymatidae
Source: the annotation of a GenBank genome assembly